Messenger RNA from Durio zibethinus, 405 nucleotides. The record is from RefSeq and is a predicted model, not a curated record. Lineage: Eukaryota; Viridiplantae; Streptophyta; Magnoliopsida; Malvales; Malvaceae.
AUGGAACCUUCUUUCCAUCUCUCUAAGCCAGCACAUGAGAUGUUGGAGUCUCCAAGUCAAACAUUUCCAGCUCUUAUAGCAUUUGGAGAUUCAAUACUGGAUACGGGUAACAACAACUGGCUUUUUACAAUGACAAGAGCCAAUUUACCUCCCAAUGGACGAGACUUUGCUGGAGGAAAAGCAACAGGAAGAUAUGGGAAUGGAUUAGUUUUAUCUAACUUAAUAGGUUUGGGAAUUAAAUUUCCAUUGCCAGCAUAUCUUGACCCAAAUCUUCCAAGGGAAGAUCUUGCAACUGGCGUAUGCUUUGCUUCAGCUGGUUCAGGAUUGGACGAACUAACAGCCAAAACGGUCAAGGAGGUCGAAGCGUAUAAUAUCUCACAAGUUGUUAUGAACCGUGAUAGUUAA